Messenger RNA from Sipha flava (yellow sugarcane aphid), 2315 nucleotides. It is a transcript of the gene CCAP-R, whose product is annotated as cardioacceleratory peptide receptor. The transcript has 14 exons. Bases 708 to 1925 code for a protein of 405 amino acids. NCBI's taxonomy places the organism in Eukaryota, Metazoa, Arthropoda, Insecta, Hemiptera, Aphididae. Gene Ontology annotation, molecular function: vasopressin receptor activity. Gene Ontology annotation, cellular component: membrane. Gene Ontology annotation, biological process: G protein-coupled receptor signaling pathway. The record is from RefSeq and is a predicted model, not a curated record.
CCGUGCGGCGUGCCGGCGGAUCACGUGCGCUCGCACCGCCGAAAGUCCCCGCAGAGGUAGCUUACGCAUCGGUCCGAGUGAGCGGAUUCCGUGGCGCGGUUAUUUUUUGGCGGUUAUUUUUCAUUUCAACGCCCCGUUUGUUGUUAACUUUUUUUUCUUUUAUUUUUUUUUUUACCAUAAUAUUAUUGUUCUGAUAAUCGUGUCCGACACCGUUUCCGCGUCCGUUCCGUAUUCUUACGAUCGGGUUUCCGGCCCGUCGCGCCCACCGUCGUACAUCCCAAUCGCUGUUAAACGUCUCGGAUCCCGGUUCAUCCUUAUCUUGACAUUCGUUUUUGACGGUUGACAGUUCAAGCAACGUUAGCGUAAAUCCAUCGGCGUGAAAUACGAACGAGUUCGAGACAACAUCACGGCGGACGCGCACUGAAAACGCGUUACAGAUCGCUCCGGCCACUGGUAUAAUUGAACGCUCUUUGUUGUGAACAAGAAAUGUGUCAGCCGUCAAGCGAGAAACGAACGGCAGCGACGGCAAUUCGAUCACCACCGAGGACUAACCGAUAACCUGGGUUAAUGGUCAAUCAUCGCGACAAACGGCACGAAGACCGUACCGGAAAGUAGUUGAAAAAGCAAAACGGAAAGAAAUCAACGAAAAUAAGAAAAAUAUAACAGUUGAUUUUGUAGUAAACGUCAGUAGCGAAAACAACGACGACAUGGAAACCGUGACCGUGGCCGAAGAAGAGAUGACUACUCAGAAAUACACGAACGUAACAGAACAGUACAUGGCCGAAGAAAUAAACUCGUUCUAUUUCUACGAAACCGUACAGUUCACAGUGCUAUGGAUAUUGUUCCUGUCGAUCGUGCUGGGCAACGGAGCCGUGCUGGUGGCCUUAUCGUUCAACAAAGCUCGCAAGAACCGCAUGAACUUUUUCAUCAUGCACCUUGCGCUGGCCGAUUUGUUGGUGGGACUGGUGAGCGUGAUGAUCGACAUGAUAUGGAGAACGACCGUUACCUGGUCAGCCGGACCGAUUGCUUGCAAAGUCGUCAAAUACUUACAGGUGGUCGUCACGUAUUCGUCUACGUACGUGCUGGUCGCGUUAAGCAUCGACAGAUAUGACGCAAUCACACACCCGAUGAACUUUUCCAGCAGCUGGCGCAGAGCCAGAGCGUUGAUCGGCUGCGCAUGGAUAUUGAGUUUCGUGCUCGCCGUGCCCAGUGUGUUUAUUAACGAAGAGACGGUAAUACAAGGUCGCACGCAGUGCUGGAUCGAACUUUUGCCGUGGCAAUGGAAACUGUACAUAAGCAUAGUGGCGACGACGGUGUUCGUGGUGCCGGCGAUCAUCAUCAGCGGAUGUUACACGAUAAUCGUUUACACGAUUUGGUCGAAGAGCAAACUCCUGUCGCCGGCCAAAAGCAACGCGGUACAGCGAGGCACCAAAAAGCCCGAAGAGCACGACAUCAGGAGAUCCAGUUCUAGGGGCAUCAUACCGAAAGCGAAAAUCAAAACGGUGAAAAUGACGUUUGUCAUAGUGUUCGUGUUCAUCCUGUGCUGGAGCCCGUACAUCGUUUUCGACCUGCUGCAGGUGUACGGUUACAUACCGAAAACGCAGUCGAACGUUGCGCUCGCCACGUUCAUACAGAGCCUGGCGCCGCUGAACUCCGCCGCCAACCCGAUCAUUUACUGCCUGUUCUCCACGCACAUUUGCCGAUCUCUCAGACAAGUCCCACCAUUCAAAUGGUUAAGGUGUUGCAGAAACGGAACACAGGAGCAACUGAGCUACACAGAAACACUAACAUCGUCCAAUCGUCAGGUGAACACAUCUCUUUUGCGAAACGCCACAGUGCAUGUACACUCAGUGGUCCGAGCUCCAGUGCUGGACCGUAUGGGCAUAUCAACAGAGAAAAAUAGCUAUGCCGAUUCAUUACUUUAAACCAACCAACGCCAUACAAAAUACAUAAGUCAUGCCGCGUUAUUGUAUCAACCAACAUAAUUACAGCCAUAAUAUUACAUUUCUAAAAUAAUUUUAAAAAAAUAAAAAUUAUUAUUAAUAUUACUAUAAAUUCUAUAACUAUUAUUAUUAUUAUUAUUAUUACUAUAAUUAUUACAAUAUGAACAUAAAUGUUAAGUUGUAUUCUGUCGACUGACUUUCUCCCUAAACAUAAUAUUUGUACAAACCUUCGAUGAAUAAUACUAUUAUUGUAAUGUAUUCCUUAUUGUUGCCUGGAUUCCUAUUCGUACUUAUGUCUUUAACCAAUAUAAUGUAAAUACUUUUUGUUUUAAACCAUCAUUGAUAAAAUACAAUAGCUUAAUAAUCACAAUA